UCCAAAUCAGCGAUCUGCGACCGUGAUCGAUGAUGCAUACGGUGACUAGACUGAAACAUAAAGAGAAAAGAAAAAAAAGCGAGAAUAGACGCUUUUCUGUCACGCGUUUACGCGGUGAAAGUAUUUUGAUUCGGAAGAGGGAGUUCACCUGCUGACAAGUAAUAAAGCGGCAGACGGCACCUCGGCAUUGAACGAACUUGAAUUUACCGUCAGUUCACGGCCGUUCGUUCGAGCUUACCAUUUCUAUCGGCAUCAUGCGUGUGAUUCUGCUGCUCACCUUCUUAGCGAACGCCAAUCUCAAUGGAUACGCAGAGGAAAUUUGGCAGCAGGACCUGUCUAAAGACAUGCAGAUAGGUGCAUCCACCGAAGGCUAUGAUCGCGUAGGAUUGCGAUGCGGUGCCGAAAAGAUGACUGUGGAGCUCAGGACGACGGAGGAUUUUUCAGGAGUGAUCUACACUCAGGGUAAUUUUUACUCCAGAGAACCGUCCUGCUUCCUCGAUCCAGUUCGCGGUAGAAGCUUCACUAUGAGCAUCCCUUUGAACAAAUGUGAUACUGAAAGGAAUGGAGAGAAAUACAGUAACGUCGUGGUCAUCCAGCACGAUGAUGAACUAUUGACUCCGGGUGAUGCAGCUUUUACGUUGGAAUGUGACUUCUCAAAACCGCGUGAUCUCACGGUAACGGCGAAUUUAAAUGGAAACAAGAAAAGAUACACUAGAUCGAGUAUAGCUCUCGUCGACGCCGAUCCGGGAAGAGACAGGAGGAAAAGGGCGGCGUAUGUGGAAAGCUACGAUGAUGAAGUUGUUUUCAUGCCGCAGAAAGCAUAUCAAUAAAAACAACCAUUGGAUAAUGUUUGAUAAAUCAUGCCAGCGAAUGUCAUCGAUUUCGAUGAGACAAUUCAGCAUUCUGCACUCUAGAUAUCGUUGCUGUUAUUUAUUAUACUCUGUUUGUUUGAAUAAAUUAUUUAAUCCGUUCGAGGUUAAAUGUCUCAUUUCAUAA
Molecule: messenger RNA, 996 nt
Organism: Cataglyphis hispanica
Lineage: Eukaryota; Metazoa; Arthropoda; Insecta; Hymenoptera; Formicidae
Exons: 5
Coding region: 255-830 (191 amino acids)
Source: RefSeq, a predicted model, not a curated record